Xyrauchen texanus (razorback sucker) is the source of this 1679-nucleotide messenger RNA. Its product is annotated as transcription factor E2F3-like. The transcript is spliced from 7 exons. Gene Ontology annotation, cellular component: RNA polymerase II transcription regulator complex. Lineage: Eukaryota; Metazoa; Chordata; Actinopteri; Cypriniformes; Catostomidae. The record is from RefSeq and is a predicted model, not a curated record. Gene Ontology annotation, biological process: regulation of transcription by RNA polymerase II. Gene Ontology annotation, molecular function: RNA polymerase II cis-regulatory region sequence-specific DNA binding; protein dimerization activity; DNA-binding transcription factor activity, RNA polymerase II-specific. The coding region runs from base 198 to 1493 and encodes 431 amino acids.
GGGAGUCUGCAUCGCAUUUUAAUCGCCUACAUCGGCUAUUUUAGGAUUGAGCAAUUUCACUCAUAUUAUAACAGUGUAUUCCUGACACUGUGCUCUUUGAUAAUUUAUGAUCAUUUUAAAUCUACGCACACGGAAUUUUAUAGAAAACGAGCCUUGAAUCACAGGCGGGACAAAGGGAACCUACGCAUCUGAAGAUCAUGAGAAAAGGGGGUUCCUCGCUCCCAGGACAAGUAAUGUUAUCAAGGGUUAGAGCUUCUCCCCGUGAGCAAAACGGUGUUUAUAACGUGGUUUCCGAUCGGCAAUUUGUAGGUUAUUCCAGUGCAAGUCGUAUACAUAUUAACACACCGCCGUCCAGUAAUAUAGUUUGUGUACCCGAGGCUUCUGUUGACAGCGUGUACACAACUCCUCUACAAGUACCGACGCACGGGACUGGACUACGACCCACAUUAGGACGACCGCCGGCUAAAAGGAGGCUGGAGCUGGACAUCACUGACCAUCAAUACAGUGAGCCAGCUAAAACAAUUAGAAGUCGCAAAGGAGCUCUUAAACUGAUGAUCCCCAAAGCUCCCAAAACUCCACCAGAGAAGACCCGUUAUGACACAUCCUUGGGGUUCUUGACAAAGAAGUUCUGUGAGCUGCUGGCCCAGUCCUCCGAUGGAGUGCUGGAUCUGAAUAAAGCUGCGAUUGUGCUCAAUGUCCAGAAGAGACGUCUUUAUGACAUCACCAACGUGCUGGAGGGUGUGCACCUCAUCAAAAAGAAGUCAAAGAACAACAUCCAAUGGCUAGGCCCCAGUCUGCCAUCAGAGGGAGAGCUGCCAUCUCUUUCGAUGUCCAGUCACGGUCUGGCCAGAGAGAUGCUGGAACUCACGCAGGAGGAGAGACGCCUAGAUGAACUAAUACAGACCUGCACACGUAACGUCCAGCAGAUGACUGAAGAGAUCCAUAACCAAAAAUAUGCCUAUGUAACCUAUCAGGACAUCCGAAGAAUAAAAAGCCUUAAAGACCAAACCGUCAUAGCGGUCAAAGCACCAUCUGAAACAAAGCUGGAGGUGCCUGACCCAAAGGAGAGUUUACAGGUCCACUUGAGUAGCUCCAAGGGUCCCAUUGAUGCUUUCCUCUGCACUGAUGGUGGUGAUUCAGGCAGCCUGCUGCACAAUGGCCUUGAUGUGAAUGGAAAUCACACAGCCUUUUUCAAAGUCUCCCAAGAAGGUUCUUCAGGUGGAACGGCUGAUGGUGUCAAGAUGAACGGCAGCUACAAUGGUAGCAUCAACGGGUAUGGUCCCCUGACUGGCAGUGCCCCAAUGUCACCCCUCAGUUCCUCGCUGUCCUCCAUUCUCCAACAGCCAGAUGAGUCUGUCCCGUUUGUGCCACUAUCACCUGCCCUGCUCAAUGAUGAAUACAUGCUGAGCUUGGGUGAUGAGCAGGGUAUAAAUGAUCUGUUUGACUCCUGUGACCUGGACAUGUUAGCGCUGGAUGACUUGCUCAGGAUAUGAGCCUUCCUGGAGCUCAACACCAAGAAUGGGACCUGGUUUCAGGUUGGUUGCAAGUGCUUUGGAAUUGUUGUAUCAAACCUGUGAAGAUCCAAGGAUAAGAUUAUGGGUUCAGCAGAUAUGAAUCUGAUAAUGAGCUAAAGGUUAAUUGAAUGUUGAUUUUGGUGUUUAGUGUUCAUGUUUUGUUUU